Molecule: messenger RNA, 663 nt
Organism: Cutaneotrichosporon cavernicola
Lineage: Eukaryota; Fungi; Basidiomycota; Tremellomycetes; Trichosporonales; Trichosporonaceae
Exons: 3
Coding region: 1-663 (220 amino acids)
Source: RefSeq, a predicted model, not a curated record
AUGUGCGACUCCAAUCGCGACUUGUUCCAUGGGGAACGGCUGCAGCUCCUCGACCAAGUGUCGCCACCGAUCCAAGUUGUGAGAGGUUACGUCCGCGACGAACAGACGACUCUCGAGAUCAGCAAGAAGUUUAUGACAGUGACCGAUGAAACGUCGGUGGUCAUGGACGGCGACGGCAAGCCUGUCGUAACAGUAAAGGGACCCGCGUUCUGGAUGAACCACUUCAAGACCAUCUACGACGGGUCUGGAACAAUACCGCUGUUCAAGAUGCGCAACAAGAAAGCGAGCCUCCAGCGUCUCUUCAUCUGCGAGGAUGAACAGGGCACCGAACUCUUCCGUAUCCAACGCAAGUUCAAGUGGCUUCAUGUCAUCCUACACGCCAUCAUACCCAGCCCAGAUGGGGAGGGGGAGACAACCCUCGAGCUGGCGGACAAGGCGAGGUUUGGCUUCUCGGCCGAGAUCAGGGAGGUUGGGUCGGGCGCCGUCGUCGCGACGUUGGCCCAUUCGUUCUGGAAGAAGGACCUCGUGCUCAAGAAUAAGGAGGCGUACGUUGUUAAUGUUGCUGCGGGCGUCGACUUGAGCGUCAUUGCUGCGUUGUGCUUUGCGUGGGACCAAGCAAAGGAGGACGAUAGGCACGCGUCCAGCCCCGGUGGCGGCCAUUGA